AUUUAUAAUUUGUAUUUAUAUUUUUGUGAUUUUUUAGAAAAGAAGAAAGUCAAAAAAAUUCUAAUCACCUAAAUAAAUAAGAAGGAUUGUAAUUUUAUAAAGGAGAUAGGAGAUAGAAAAUAUAAAAUGAAGAAGAACCAAGGAAGUGCUGGAAACGGAAAUUAAAAUAGUAAUUUGAAUAGUAAUAGUUAAAGCUAAAACAACACAAGUAAAGGAAGGUUAAGUGCAUAAAAUCAAAGAAAAGUAGCACAGAGUAAUACAAAUAUCUCCCAUUAAAAUAGUAGCGCUAGCACAAAUAAUAAUAGUCAUUAAAGUAUAUAAAACCAAGAGGAGAAAAGGAGACCUCAAACAAAUGCAGAUAAGUACAAGCCUAACUAAAUAUCGAAUGUUAACAAUUUAUAAAGGCAAAGUGUACAAAGUGUUACAAAUUUAAGAGAAAAAAAACAAUUGGAAAUGCAUGCUGAUUAGGAUAUAUAUUAUGGAGAUAAUGAUGACAAUGAAGAUAAGAUAGCUAAAGAUUCAUAACCAGAAACUGAAAGGCAAAUAGAGUUAUCAGAAGAUUAAGAAAGUAUUGUCAAGCUAGUCAGUGGUUAUUUAGUGAAGCAUGGGUGUAAUCGCUCAAAUGAAAUAUUUCUGAAAGAGAUUUACAGACCAUAGAAUCCUCAAAACAAAAAGCAAAUGAUAGUGAAUUAAUUAAUAAAUGCAUUUUAAAAAGGUAAAAGAGAUUUGUUUUUUGGUAAAUGGACGUCAUUCCCUCACAACAACAAACCAAAUUAAAUUGAUAAAUUGGAAUUCUACCUUCAAAUAUAUUUCUUGAUUUAUGAGAUCCAUCCUCUUUUCAAGACUAAAGAUAAAAUAGGCAAUGAUAGAAUUGAGUACUUUAGAUCAUAUUUAGAUUCAAAAGGCUCUGAACUAUCUAAAACUACAGAAUUACUCACUUUUUAUGCACUUCCUUACAUAUAAAAACCAUAUGAACAUUAGAGCUUUAAACACUUGUUUACAUAAGAGUGGGUGUAAGAUUUGCAAAAGAAACUUAAAAGUUCAUUAGAUAAACUGAUAAAUGAAGAAGAUUAAUACUGUAAAUUGGAAGAAUUGUAUUUUUAAAGUAAAAGUAAACCAGAUUAAGCUAAAUAGUAAUAGGCACAUCAAUAAAUUUUAAGUAAUUAAAAUGUAGUACAAUAGUAGCCUUUUUAUCCAGCACCUUAUGCACCUGCUUUACAAUAAUAAAUGAAUAACAAUGGAUAAAAUAUUAACAUAAGCAACAAUAAUAUGCAACCUAACAACAUUAAUGUUAGUUAUUUGUAAAAUGACAUAAGCUACCUUCCAGAUAACUCUUACAUAACAGACAAUAACUCUCUAAGAGCUAAUAAUGAUUAAUAUCUUAGGGUAUUGUAAGAGUUAAACUCAAGAUAUUCAAAUCUUCAUAAAGUUUAUAUUUAAGUCUAAGAAUAAGCAAAGUAAGCUAUUAUGGAUUCACAUUAAAAGUGGUUUAAAUUAGGAUAAGAUCUAGUUUAUUUAGCAAAAGAUUUAAUAGGUAUGGUGGAAAUGGCAACUAAGGGUAAUCCUCCUUCGCCUCAAAUAUUCGAAAGUAAAAAAAAAAAGCUUGGCUAGUUUGAACAUUUCCUGAGCUCAAAUAUAGAAGACUUAGUUUAGUAGAAUCAGGAUAUAUCAUUAUUUGAAAAAUAAGUUAGUAUAAUUGAAUAUGAUCAAAGUCCAAUUAUGCAAUAGUAUAAAGUGUAGUAGCAUCCUUAGUUUAACGGUUAAAUUUUAAACUCCAACUUAUAAUUUGACUAAUCUCCACAGAAUAUACAAUAAGUUGGAGCUGGCUAUGAUAUAAAUUUACUAAAUAGCAGAAAAGGCUAAAAUUCUUAUGAUUAAAUGUCAUAAGUGCAAUAACAAUAGCAAUAACAAUAAAUUCAUCAAUAACAUCAACAAUAUCAAAUUCCUCAUUAGAAUCAAUAGGCGUUAUAAUAAAAUCAUAAUUUAUAUUAACAACAUUAAAUAGAUUAAGAUAAUGACUUCCAGUCUUAUGCACCAAUAGAUUUCAAUAAAAUAAAAAUAUCUUUAAAGUAGGAAACAAAUUUUUAAUUUAAAAUAAGCAUACUAUAAGCUCUUCGCUGGAGAAUUGCUAAAACUAGGAAUGCUUAUUAAAGAAGGGAAGUUAUUAUUUCUUACACAAUAAAUGAUCUCUUAGGGUGUUCAAAAAAUGAUUAACUACUUUAGAAUUCUAUUUUUAACUCACCAAACGAAAGGCUAACUGAAUUUGGUCUUAGAUUAGUUAAUGCAUUAGCUUCAGAUUUUGAGGGUCGUACAUAUCUAGUUGAAAGCGAAGCUCUUGUAAAACUCCUGAUUGCUAUACUUCGUCGUGAAAAAGAAGAUUCAAGUACAAGAAGAAAUGCCUUAGGGGCUCUGUAAAAGUUAUCUUUAAGAAAAAAACCUCAAAUUGUAAUGAUUUAGAAUGAUUUAAUAAAAUGGAUAGUCGAAACUUUAAGAGAAGAAAAAGAUUAGCUAAGUGAAUAUAGCUAUGAAUAUGCUACAGCCUUGUUUAUGAAUUUAUCUUUAAGAUCUCUAGGAAGAGAUAAAUGUGAAGAUGAAGAUUUAAGAGUUUUAGAAGUUCUACAGUAAUUAUUAGAGCAUGAAAACUAACAAGUCAGAACUUUUGUAAAUGGAACAUUAUACUCACUACUUAGCAGACCAGCUCUUAAGGAAUAGUCAAGAUAGCUCUCUUUAUUGCAAUAUCUUGUUCACUUAAGAGAUAAUUCUGACGAAAGAUUUAAUAAACAAUUACAAUAUAUAAUUAACUAGCUAGAGAAGCCUGAUGAAGAAGAGGAAGAAGAAAAUACUAGUGAUUAAGAAGAAGAUAAUGAUGAAGAUGAUAUUGAAGAUGAAGAAAUGGAUGAUGAAGAUGACUAGGAUGAAUACUUAGACCUAAUAGAGGUUCCAGGAAAUGAUUAACAACUUAUUGGAGAAAAUUUAUUGAUUUAAUAAUUUAGCUUAAGAGGCUAAGAGGCACUUAGAUAGCAUAAUAUGACAAGAACAGCAUUAGAAGAAAGCAAGAAAAACGCUCAUAACUAAUCUAUUCUGAAUUAAUCAAGAAUAAACAAUAGACCUGAGCCUUUUAAUAGACCUGCCACACCAUCUCUAUCUAUCAGCUAAAUCUCACACUCACAAAUGCAGGGCUACUAACAAGAUACUAAGAGAAACAAGAACUAACACAAUAUUUAGCAUUAAAAUAGCUAACAAAAGUAAUAUCAGUAAAAUAUUUACACAUAACAGUAAUAUUAAUAAAGAGAUAAUGGAGAAUAAUUAAGUUAGUAGCAAUAGCAACUAAUGCUACUAAAGUAAAAGUAACAAAUGCAAUAACAGUAAAUUUAGCAAAAUUAACAAUAACAACAGUAUAUCAACUAAUAUUAAUAACACUAAAAGUAAAAUCUGAAUUAGUAAUAUAUUCAUUAAUCUCCAUAAAUGUACAACGAUGGUAAUAAUUACUCAUAAAAUUCUUCUGAUAGCAAAACCUAUAUUCAACAUCAACAACAACAUCAAUAGUCAGUCAAAAACAAUCACAACUUGCCAGUUAAUUAAAAUACAAAGUUACCACAUAACGAGAUAAAAGUAUCAGACACUAAAGAGGCAUUUGCACCAAGACCUAAAAUACCAAGAACACCACCAUCAAAUAUAGAUGAGGAUAGUAAUUGA
Tetrahymena thermophila SB210 is the source of this 3696-nucleotide messenger RNA. RefSeq lists its product as hypothetical. The record is from RefSeq and is a predicted model, not a curated record. Lineage: Eukaryota; Ciliophora; Oligohymenophorea; Hymenostomatida; Tetrahymenidae. Gene Ontology annotation, biological process: cilium assembly. The transcript is spliced from 10 exons. Gene Ontology annotation, cellular component: ciliary basal body; ciliary tip; centriole.